CUCAGAAUAUGUUUUGCUUUGUCCAUAAAAGUAUUCAAGAGUACAUGGCAGCUCUCCAUAAUCCAGCUCAGCAGCCUCAGAGUUUUAUAAGAAAGCAGUGGACAAGGCUUUUGAGAAUGAACAUGGGGACUGGGACAUGUUCCUUCGGUUCCUAGUGGGUCUCUCUCUGGAAUCUAAUCAGGAUCUACUUCAGGAUCUGAUGGAUAAGACUGAAAAACACAAAGACAUUAGUAAGGAAACAGCAGAGUACAUCAAAAAGAAGAUCAGAGAGAACAACAGUGACACAGAGAAAAACCUUAAUCUUUUCUACUGUCUUAAUGAGCUUAAUGACGACAGCCUUGUUAAAGAAAUCCAAGGUUAUCUUAGUUCAGAUGAAAAACCUUUUGAAACUUUCAGUACUUCUCAGUGGUCAGCUUUAACCUUUGUGCUGCUGACAUCAGAUGAAAACCUUGAAGUGUUUGAUCUUAAGAAAUACCUGAAAUCAGAGAAAGUCCUUCUGGGAUUGAUGCCAGUGGUCAACGUCUCAAACACUACUUUACUGAGUUGGUGUGAGCUCUCUGAAGAAUCUUGCAAAGGUCUGACAUCUUCAGUGAUAACCAAUCCAUCCUCAAAUCUCACAGAGUUGGACCUGAGUCAUAAUGAUUUGCUGGAUGCUGGAGUGAUGCGACUUGCUGAUGGAUUGAAACAUGUGAACUGUAAACUAGAGACUCUCAAGCUGGCAGGAUGUCAAGUGACAGAGGAAGGCUGCAUUUCUCUGGCUGAAGCUAUUAAGUCCAGUAGAAACUCCUCUCUUAAACACUUGGACCUGAGUUACAAUCACCCUGGAGACAAUGGGAUGAGGGCUCUCAAUGCAAUAGUUGAGGAUCCAAACAAGAAACUUGAGCCUGUGAACUUUGACUAUGAAGGAAAACAUCGACUAAAACCUGGUUGGAGUAAAUAUGGUCCAGAUCUUAUGUUUGAUAAGAACUCAGCAAGCAGACGGCUUGUUCUGGCUGAAAACAACAAAAAAGCAAAAACUGAUAAUGAUGUGAAGAAGCUGGAAAAGCGAAAUACAAGUGAUAAACGGUUCAAGAGGACCCAGGUAUUUUGUGAUGAAGGCCUGAAACGACUUUGUUACUGGGAAGUGGAAUGGAAAGGUGUGGUGGGAAUUGCUGUGGCAUAUAGAGAUGUGGGUAGAAACUGGGACUGUGAUGGUGGUCUGGGAUGCAAUGACAAGUCCUGGAGUCUGCUCUGCUCCAAGACUGGAUACAAAGCCAUGCAUAAAAACACAAAAGAAGAAAUCAAAGUCCCUACAUGCAAAAAAUAGGUGUGCUUCUUGACUGGGAAGGAGGAACUCUAAGUUACUAUAAUAUAUCAUCAGAGAAGCGGAGCUUGA
Messenger RNA from Xiphophorus hellerii (green swordtail), 1375 nucleotides. Its product is annotated as NACHT, LRR and PYD domains-containing protein 12-like. The record is from RefSeq and is a predicted model, not a curated record. Lineage: Eukaryota; Metazoa; Chordata; Actinopteri; Cyprinodontiformes; Poeciliidae. The transcript is spliced from 6 exons. Gene Ontology annotation, molecular function: protein binding. The coding region runs from base 137 to 1306 and encodes 389 amino acids.